Molecule: messenger RNA, 3276 nt
Organism: Helicoverpa zea (corn earworm)
Lineage: Eukaryota; Metazoa; Arthropoda; Insecta; Lepidoptera; Noctuidae
Product: eukaryotic translation initiation factor 2-alpha kinase-like
Exons: 17
Coding region: 132-3041 (969 amino acids)
Biological process (GO): protein phosphorylation
Molecular function (GO): protein kinase activity; ATP binding; protein binding
Source: RefSeq, a predicted model, not a curated record
GUAAGCAGUCUGUGGUUAAAAGUUUUUCAAUCAGCUGCGCGCACCUCGUAAUAAAAUAUAAGAAUUUCAUAAUAAAAAUAAAUAGCCGGUUUUCGGUUUGAAAUGUCCAGAAAUAAUUCGGCUGUAAUACAAUGUCGGACUGGUAUUGGCGGGCAAUUGCUUUAAAGGCAGCCUUCGCGUUAACUUUAUUCGUUUGUAGUGUACGUGCCGAGGAUACUGUGCCAAAGUUACCGUACUGCAAUCCCAAUAAUGAAAAAGACAGUAAAGUUUUUAAUGAUUUGGUGAUAGUAAGCACUUUAGAUGGGAGGUUGACCGCCUUCUCCACGCAGAAUGGCAUCAAAGCCUGGGAUUUGGAGACACAGCCGCUGCUCUCCUCAAACCUACAUCAUGUUGAGCUCACAUCAGGAGGAAAAUGGGUCCGUCUUGUGCCGUCCCUCAGUGGCUCCCUCUACAGUCUCAGUGGAGACAACAUCGAGCCUCUGCCUUUUGAUGCAGAACAGCUUCUUUCAUCCUCCUUUAAGUAUUCUGAUGACCUGGUUAUAGCUGGUGCCCGAGAAACCCUAUGGUUCGGUCUCGACGCUACCACGGGCGGCGUGAUCUACGAGUGCGGGUCAGGAGGCUGCAGUACUGAACAACAGACAGCCAAUGCGGGCCGUGACGUCAUAGUACUGAGGCGGCAUUCUAAUACUGUGCGAGCUUUGGACCCGAGGACUGGGAGUGAGAAAUGGAACUUCAGCGUAGCAGAACAUCGAGUCGCUCUAAGCCGUCGCGAGUGCGCCGACGCGCCGGCCGGGUCAGCGCCGGUCGCUGUGGCGGUGGCUAUGCCUGAAGGAGUGGUUGCUAUCAAGGAUAUAUCGGGGACCAAGCUGUUGUGGCAGCAGAAGUUAGAUGCACCAGUGGCAGGCAUGUGGCGCCUCCACGCGGGCACUCUACAGAACAUCGACGUGCUAUGGGAGGCCACUCAGACGCUCAUACAGGGGGGAGUUACUCAACAGCCUUCGCUUUAUAUAGGCGUGCAUGACCGACAGCUAUACAUCCAAGAAAGUCAAUUCUACUCCCGGAAGAUAGAAACAGCGGUAUCAGCGAAACCGUUGCCAUGGAAGCUGGUGACAGCCCGUCCUCUCAUAGGAGUGGAGCCUGACAAUGAAGAUACAGCCUUAUCAGUACACGAUAAUGAUCAAAAUGCAUUGUCGCUCAUCACGUUGUAUGGUACUGCUUUGAAUAAUGUCGGCGACCACGGCUACUUCGUCUACUUACAAGAAACUUGCGACCAAUCAGUCCAAGUUACCGAAGACACCUUCGACCUUCCGAACAUAAGCACGGAACAGCCUGAACAUCAUCACAUACACGUCCACAUCUCUUCUCUAUGGUAUUGGUGGAAGGAGGUUUUACUCAUCGCUGUGUCUUCGGCCUUGCUGAUGAAUCUGAUGAUAUGGCCAAGGUUCUUUGCGCCGAAGAUCAGGGCUGUUACGCCCUUGCCGAGUAGUCAGGAACAGGUGGUAGUGCAAGUGUGGCGCGUGAACAAGGAGGGUCGCUUGCCGGAGUACUCGGGCCGCUACGAGAACGACUUCACGCCGCUGCGCUGUCUCGGCCGCGGCGGCUUUGGCGUCGUCUUCGAGGCUAAGAACAAUAUCGAUGACUGUUCUUAUGCUGUUAAACGAAUUACUUUGCCUAGGAGGGCAUCUAAACGCGAGCGAGUGCUUCGCGAAGUGCGAGCUCUCGCGAAGUUAGAACACGAGCACAUUGUCCGCUACUUCAACGCGUGGGUUGAGGAACCUCCUCCCGACUGGCAGCAGCAACGUGACGCUGUAUGGAUGAGAAGUGCUCUCGCGAAGUUGGAACACGAGCACAUUGUCCGCUACUUCAACGCGUGGGUUGAGGAACCUCCUCCCGACUGGCAGCAGCAACGUGACGCUGUAUGGAUGAGGGAGUUGGACGGAGUAUCAGUUGCGAUGACAGACGAGUACACGGCGACGUCGCCGCCGCCCGCGGCCGGUGACGUCACGCUCAACCUGCACAAGUGUACCCACAGCGACAACAAGCUCGCUGAACCUAGCAAGAGGCUUAGGUCAUUAAGCUGCAACGAUUCCUUCAGCAUAGUUUUUGACGAAAACGCUCCUCAUUCGUCAAAACCGUCAGACUUAACCGGGCGUUCGCUCGCGAAACCCGACGACGGCGACGAUUCGUUCAUAGUGUUCGCGAACUCCGGAGAAGAGGUGGAGGGGAGAAGUUCUUCCUUCGACAAGAGAUUGGAGAGAGUUAAGGAGUGUGAUUAUAAGACUGAGAGUUCGUGUACUGGGAAGAAGAAGAAGAAAGGGCACACCCGGCACUGGUCGCUGGACAUGGUAGUGCGCGGCACGGGAACACAACCCGACACCCCCGCGCCCGCCAGCCCACAGAUGUACCUCUACAUACAGAUGCAGCUGUGUCGCCGGGACAGCUUGCACGACUGGCUGAGGGAGAAUCGCUGCUGUCACGAUAGAGCUGACAAGGUAAAAGUCCUGUUCAGCCAAAUAGUAUCAGCGGUCGAAUACGUGCACUUAGCAGGCCUCAUUCAUCGAGACCUCAAGCCUUCUAACAUUCUAUUCGCUCCCGACGGACGAGUGAAGGUGGGAGACUUCGGGCUCGUCACCGCCAUGAGCGACACGUCCAGUGACGGACAGAGGACUGACGUGGUGGAUGCACAUCAGAGGCAUACGUAUCGAGUUGGCACACAUUUGUACAUGUCACCAGAACAAUUGCUGGGCCGUCCGUACAGCUACAAAGUGGACAUCUACUCUCUCGGGCUGAUAUUGUUCGAGUUGCUGCACCCAUUCGGCACCGAGUCCGAGCGGGUCGCGUGUCUACUGCGCCUGAGGCAGGCCAUAUAUCCCGACCAGUUUAGCUCCAGUUAUCCGCAAGAGACCAAAGUCCUAAAAAUGAUGCUGAGUGAAGACCCGUCGAAGCGGCCCACAGCGACCGGCGUCCGAGCUUACGCACCGCUGUACCAACACACCAACCCUGAUCAUCAUUUCACAUUACCUACCAUGGCUGCCGCAUAGAAAACCAUUAAUAAACCUACAGUAAGUUCACCUAACUAUAGUGUCACCGCAUCUUUUGUUCAGUUGACAGCUGUCAAUUUCAGCAACUGUCAACUGUCAUUUUAUAUUGUUGGUAAAAUAUUUUAUGUAAGAGGCUGUCAGGUGGUAUGAGAAAAUGGAACUAGAAUUUUUGAGGUUUGUAAAAGAUAUAGCUUUCAUGUUUGUAAGCAAUAAUAAUAAUUGUGAGAAUAAUUAA